GAUACAAUUUUCUUUUCAAUUUUUGCACCAUAUCCACUGGGAGAUGUAAGCAUACAUAGUGAUGGGAAACUUACAUUUCUUCAAAGUAAAGACUGUGGAGUCAGCAAUGAGUGAGGAAGAUUUCCGGAAGAUAUUUCUGUUCCCUUGGAAUGAAUGGAUUUGCUAUAGCAACCAUUGCAGUACCUGACAAACGCAGUACAAUAGCUCCAGGCAGAAGCACUCCUAUGACUUAUAACGUAUCAGAAGAUUUAUCAACAGCUGUGAUGGACAUUUACAGAGCUACAAACAAUGUAACAUUUUUACAAAAUAGUACACACGGCAACAAUAGUUCUGCACCAUGUUAUGUACAUUGGGACUGGAUAUAUACCGUACAGCCUAUCUUCCUCUGGCUGAUCAGUGUGCUUGGUAUAAUAGAAAAUGUUUUUGUCCUGUGUGUCUUUUGUUUGCACAAGGUUCGCUGCACUGUAGCUGAAAUAUACUUUGGAAAUUUAGCAGCUGCAGACUUAAUUCUAGUCUCCUGUUUACCAUUCUGGGCGAUAUACAUUGCUAACAGGUAUGACUGGCCAUUUGGACUUUUUCUUUGCCGUGCUGUUACUGCAGUCAUCAACAUUAACUUAUAUUCCAGCAUGUGUUUUUUAGUGCUGGUAAGCAUCGAUCGCUACAAGGCUUUGGCGAAAACAAUGUCUCUUGGUCGAAUGAGAAGACCCUACUGUGCAAAACUUUGUUGCUUUGCCAUUUGGGUGUUUGGGUUUUUAAUGUCUACCCCAGUUAUUGCAUUUAGAAAUGUGGAACGUAUAGAAGGCUACAAUGUCACAGCAUGCAUCCUUCGUUAUCCACAGCCGAGCAAUAAGAAAUGGGAAAUUGGAAUUAAUAGCAUGUUAUUUGUAGUUGGUUUUUUGAUUCCAUCUAUUGUGAUUGCUUAUUGUACUAUACACAUUGUUAAAGAACUCAAAAAUAACAGUAUUGAAAAACGGAAAGAAAAUCAGAACGAGAAAAGAGCUGAGGUUUUGCUAUUUUCUGUGUUACUUGCAUUUUUCAUCUGUUGGCUACCAUUCCAGAUUAUAAAUCUUUUAACAGUGCUUUUUCAUGCAGAAAUUUUGUCUGGCUGCACCUGGGAUUUUAUUCUAGAGAAAGGCAGGCAAAUUUUUGUCUACUUAGGGUACAGUAACAGUUGUAUUAAUCCAGUACUGUAUGUCAUUGUGGGAAAACACUUCAGGAAGAAAGCUCAACAGGUGUUUGGAGACUGUUACUACAGGAGAAAGUCCAGGCCUUCCUUAGCAGAACUGAAUUAUUCAACAAAUACUUUGAAAACAUCUCUUUCAACAAUACAGCCAGGAAAUGUCAUGCUUAAUAAACAAUAGUGCCAGUUUUAUUAGUAAACAUAAAUGAUGACAGUCUGAUAAGAAACAAACAUUUUAGAAUCACAGUGUGUUUAUUUGUGUUAUACAAAUGUAUAUCGUAUACAUAUGGUUAUCAAUUAUUUCAUAUUGAAAUUGGAUAAAAGUAAUCGUAUGACUAGUCCUGGACUAUGAGUAUAAAGUAAUGAAGCAAAUUCUGGAAGUAAAGUAAAAGACUGACUGCAGAAAAUAACAUGUCAAUUUUUCUGCUUGCCACUCCUGAAAACAUAAAAAUACAUUUUAUAUACAUUGUUUAUUGCACAGAUAUUUUGAAUCUUCUUUGUCUCUUUGCAUUUGUAUCAGGCAUAUUUUAAACAUUGUAUUAUUUCAUCAUGUGACAGCCACAAAUUGUAUUAUUAUUUUUUAUUCUACCCCUCAGUGAUCACUUUUUAUUCAAGUCCUCAAAUUUCUAUGCUGCAACAUGUGAAAAUGACUGCAUUUUCUAUUAGUUAAAGUAAAUAUUUAUGUUAUUUUAUUGUGAAA
Messenger RNA from Protopterus annectens (West African lungfish), 1880 nucleotides. RefSeq names its product bradykinin receptor B2 (gene BDKRB2). Gene Ontology annotation, biological process: G protein-coupled receptor signaling pathway; vasoconstriction; smooth muscle contraction. The record is from RefSeq and is a predicted model, not a curated record. NCBI's taxonomy places the organism in Eukaryota, Metazoa, Chordata, Ceratodontiformes, Protopteridae. The transcript has 2 exons. Gene Ontology annotation, cellular component: membrane. Gene Ontology annotation, molecular function: bradykinin receptor activity. The coding region runs from base 150 to 1361 and encodes 403 amino acids.